CAAGCUGUUCCACCGACCAUCACCGCAGCGAUGCAUCUCAAGAGUUGCAUCGACAAUGCUUGCCCCGCUAUUUGUCCUUGAUGGUGCUGACGCAACAAUAGCGCGGAUCACCCCUUCUCCGCAAAUGCCCUCCCAUAUGUGGGCUAAGUGGUCAGCACAUCAAGAAAGAAGUGAAGAAAUAAAGCCAAUGAAAUAGUCAAGAACUUCACUUUGAUUUGAUCACCCAUACGAAGAGUUCGAGUUCUGUCACCGUGAUGGAGUCUAGCCCGACUAGAACCGAGCCCGCUCAACCACGGGUGCCACCUUCAGCCAUCAACGCGGACUAUGACCUGUCAACGCCUAUCGACCUGGACGGUGUCGGGCUGCGGCAGAAGCUGCCAUCGUACGGCGAUGCGCACUUCUCGCUCUUCAUGCGCAAGCUGUUCAUCAAGGCCCUGGGCUACAGCGAAGACGCGCUUUCCCGGCCGAUCGUGGGAAUCGUCAACACCUACUCGAGCUUCAACCCCUGCCAUGGCAACAUUCCGCAGCUCCUCGACGCGGUCAAAAGGGGCGUCCAGCUGAGCGGCGGCCUUGCCAUCGACUUCCCCACGAUCAGUCUGCACGAGUCCUUUACUGCGCCCACGAGCAUGUAUCUCCGCAAUCUGAUGAGCAUGGACACCGAGGAGAUGAUUCGAGCACAGCCGGUCGACGCGGUUGUCCUGAUAGGAGGCUGCGAUAAGACAACACCGGCUCAGCUGAUGGGCGGCAUUUCCGCCAAUAAGCCCAUCAUCCAUCUCGUUACGGGCCCCAUGAUGCCCGGCAGUUUCCAAGGCGUGAGGGUUGGCGCUUGCACGGACUGCAGGAGCAACUGGGCCAAGUUCCGGGCCGGCGCCAUGGAUAUUGAAGACAUCUCGGCCCUCAACGAGGAACUAGCCCCCACCGCGGGGACCUGCGGCGUGAUGGGCACCGCCAGUACCAUGGCGUGCCUCCUUGUCGCGCUCGGUAUGAUGCCCAUCCACGGCGCCACCGCCCCGGCCGUAUCGUCGGCCCGCCUGCGCAUCGCCGAAGCCACGGGGACGCACGCGGUGCAGCUCGCCCGGCAGAAGCAGCGGCUGCAGCCCCAAGCCAUCCUCACGCGCGAGUCCUUCCUCAACGCCAUCACCGUGCUCCAAGCCGUCGGCGGGUCCACCAACGCGCUCGUCCACCUGAUGGCCAUCGUCAACCGCCACCCGGCCCUGGCCGGCACCAUCACCCCAGCCACCAUCGACGCCAUCGGCCGCACCACCCCGCUCCUGCUGGACCUGAAGCCCUCGGGCGACGGCUACAUGACCGACUUCCACGCCGCGGGCGGCAUGCCCGCGCUGCUGCACCAUCUGCGCCCUCUGCUCCACCUCGACGCACGCACCGUGACAGGCCGCACCCUAGGCGAGGAACUCGCCUCCGCCACCGCCUCCACCCUCCAGUCCUUGUACGUAGACAGCCCCUCAUCAUCAACAAAGCGCAUCAUCCGCCCCUUAACCGACCCGGUCUACCCCUCGUCCGCACUCGUCGUCUUCACGAGGGGCAACCUCUCCCCCGGCGGCGCAGCCGUGCUCAAAGCGUCCGCCUCCAAGGACAGACGACUCCUCCACCACAGGGGGAAGGCAGUGGUCUUCGACGGCCCGGCUGACCUAGCGCACCGGAUCGACGACCCGGCCCUGGACGUGGACAGGGACAGUGUCCUCGUCUUGAGGGGUAUCGGACCGGUGGGACGCAAUGAAGAAGAAGAAAAAGGAGGAGGAGGAGGCCCUAGUGGUAUGCCCGAGGCCGGGCUCAUCCCCAUUCCGCGGAAGCUGGCUGCGCAGGGGGUGACGGAUAUGCUGAGGAUCUCGGACGGGCGGAUGAGUGGUACGGCGGGGGGCACUGUUGUGCUGCAUGUCUCGCCUGAGGGGGCUGAUCCGGGUUCGGUGUUGGGGGUGAGGUUGUUGAGCGUGGAGCUGGAGGAGGAGGUGAUAAAGGCCAGGAUGGAGGAGCGGAGGCGGGAGAUGGAACUGAAGGAGGAGGGGAAGGAGGAGGGUUGGGCUGCGAGGGAGAGGAUGAGAGGGUAUAGGGGGUUGUAUGUGAGGGAGGUCAACCAGGCGGAGCAUGGGGUGGAUUUCACGUUCUUGACUGCUGCUGGGCCAGGGGCGAAUGGAAAGGACAAAGGGGCCGAGCAAGCAGGUGGAGACGUUCCUCCCGGCUACAGUUUCCCUAAAUUAAGGUGGAUCAUCCAACAUAGUCCCAUGGUCAUCAUCCUGCAAAGCCCCAUGGUACUGUGCAUCACGGAUCCCGAAGGCCAUCUCUUCUAAUUGCUAUUUGGCGAACUACAACGCCGACAGUUCCUUACCCGAUCAAUAUCAACCUCUUUUCUCCACCCCACUUCCUGCGAUUUCUUUCUUGAUCCUCUCCUAUCUGUUAGUCAAGGCGAACAUCUCCUUGACUGCCUGCUUAAAAGACAGCUAGCAAUAAAAAUUGGAAGGCCAUACUGUAGUUCCCGCUCGCCGCGAUCUGAGCCGAGCGCCUAGGUAGAAAAGUGGUGAGAAAGGUGAGCCUUGUAUACCCACAUAAGAUGUCGAGGGCAUAGAAAUUCAGGGACGGAUCAAGCUAUUGCCACUCGAGCAUGAUGCAUACAUUAAUCACGAGGUCGAAAACUUGGUCGGAUUGUUGGAGGAUGACAACGCAGAGAUCACCACUGUUGGAGGUCUCGUGGUCCUGUGUGCAUUACAAUCUGAAGACAAACCCAGGACUAGAUUCGAGGUUCUUGGGGUCCUG
Chaetomium strumarium is the source of this 2769-nucleotide messenger RNA. RefSeq names its product dihydroxy-acid/6-phosphogluconate dehydratase. The record is from RefSeq and is a predicted model, not a curated record. NCBI's taxonomy places the organism in Eukaryota, Fungi, Ascomycota, Sordariomycetes, Sordariales, Chaetomiaceae. Gene Ontology annotation, biological process: carbohydrate metabolic process. Bases 255 to 2306 code for a protein of 683 amino acids. Gene Ontology annotation, molecular function: hydro-lyase activity; phosphotransferase activity, alcohol group as acceptor. The transcript is spliced from 5 exons.